Molecule: messenger RNA, 1158 nt
Organism: Penicillium pulvis
Lineage: Eukaryota; Fungi; Ascomycota; Eurotiomycetes; Eurotiales; Aspergillaceae
Gene: trm44
Product: tRNA (uracil) methyltransferase
Exons: 1
Coding region: 1-1158 (385 amino acids)
Biological process (GO): tRNA methylation
Molecular function (GO): tRNA (uridine) methyltransferase activity
Source: RefSeq, a predicted model, not a curated record
AUGUUGGCAACAUCUCAAAGUGCCAGCCCGCAGGGUAAUGGAGUCGAUGCGUCCUCCAACGACAACAUCGUGCCCCGCCACUUUGUCCACAAUACGUACGAGCGUCUAAAAGACCGAUAUGCAAAAUAUUUGUGCGAUCAUUGGGUUGAGAAAAUUGAGCCUGUCAAACAUAUCAAUGAAGACCUAAGUAUGGCUGCAUUUCUGAUUGAGCUGUGGCGCACCAUGUACGGAGCAGUGCUGGCAGCCGAAACCACCAAAGAAACCGAGAUCAACACCCGAUUCCCCGGGUUCAUUGAUAUCGCGUGUGGGAACGGUGUGGUUGUAUACCUGCUUUUAAUGGAAGGUUAUUCUGGCUGUGGAUACGAUGCUCGUCGCCGCCAAACAUGGAAUAUUUUCCCAGGUUCAGUGCAAGAGCGACUGAUGGAGAAGAUUUACGUCCCGAAACAAUUCGCAGACUGCGUUGAAACCGACAGUAUAGGCGUGGACAUCCAUACAGGAGACUUUCCACCUGACACAUUCAUCAUCUCGAAUCAUGCCGAUGAGCUGACCCUAUGGACUCCACUAAUGUCAGCUCUAGCUUGCCCUGCCUCCCCGCUUCCUUUCCUUGCUAUACCAUGCUGUUCGCAUUCACUUUCAGGGUCCAGCUACCGCUUCCCUCCACCGAGCAAAACAGCCACCGAAAACUCAGGAAUUAAAUCAAUUCAAAUGCAAGAUGAUGUCAUCGAACAAAACCCCCAGCCCGCAUCAGGAGAUCUGAGGGCCCUGAGAGCAGCAAAAGCAAAAGAAAAAACGGCAGACGGCAAGGCCAGCUCAAUGUACGGCUCGCUUACAGCAAAGACCAUGCAAAUCGCCCAGGAAAUCGGGUACGAAGUCGAAUCAUCCCAGCUCCAAAUCCCCAGUACCCGCAAUACGGUCAUAGUGGGGGGUCGGCAAUUAGUAGCACGGCAACGAGAAGGAUCUCGAGACGAGAACUCGGCCCCCGCAUCGGUGGACCCUCAGACCGACAAAGGUGCUGAGCUUCUACAAAAGAUUCAGGAGAUUGUCGAACGUGAAUGCUUCAAGGAUGGAGGAAUCCAGCAUGCCGCACGGACCUGGAUCGAACGCGCUCGGAGCCUACAUGAGGGGAUGGGACUGGAAACCCAUGAUCUGAUGUCGUGA